CGAACCUAAAUAAAGAGAUAUAAACAGCAAGUACAGUGCAUCAUCUCUACAGUUACAAACUCUCCAUCACAAACCAGAGAAUUAAGGCUCUGUUUGUUUGUCAAUCAAGAACAUAACACAAUUAAGUUUUGAUUGAUUAAGAUUAAAGAUGGAGAUUUGUGUGAAAAAGACGCUACAUGAAUUGAAUCUUGCUGGAAGAAAAGCUGAAGAAGCAGCUUUGAGGCGGUACCAAGCGAAGGAGUGGCUUGAGAGCCUAGUCGGGCCUCUCGGAAUAUCUAAGCAGCCGUCGGAAAGGGAAUUUAUUUCUUGUUUGAGAAGUGGGUUGGUUCUUUGUAAUGCAAUUAACAAGAUUCAGCCAGGAUCAGUUCAAAAGGUUGUCGAGAAUCACUUGCCGUCAGAAUCACAAAAAUGGGAUUCCCAGCCAUUGCCAGCUUAUCAAUACUUUGAAAAUGUUAGGAACUUUUUGGUAGCGGCAGAAAAGUUAAAAUUAACAACUUUUGAAGCACCUGUCCUCGAAAGGGACAAUCUGGAGGCUGGAUCAUCAGCUAAGGUCGUUGAUUGCAUUUUAGAGCUUAAAGUUUUCCAUGAAAGGAAGCAGAGGGGUGGAGAAUAUGUAUCAUUAAAGCCUCAAAGAUCCCCAUUUGUAACGCAUUAUGUGGGUAAAAUUCACUCACAUGUUUUAGAGGAAACUUCUACUGACCCUCAUAGGCGACUAGAUAUGAAUGCAAGCUGCAAUAGAAAAACAUUUGCUGAGAGCGGAACACAGGAACUUGAAGAUUUAUUGGUUGCGGCUCUUGCUGAAUGUAUGGUAGAUAAAAAGGAAAACAUAGAUGCUAACCUUCUUGCUUCCUUUCGCAGUGGAAAUCAGUCUGCAAUCAAUUUAUUACGCCAGACUAUGUCAAGCUGUUUGGAAGGACAAGUUCAGAACAUGCUAACAGAGGUGAAGCCAGCCCUAGUUGAUUGUUCAGCAGAAGAAUGCAACUCCAUCACACACUCAAAAAGAACUACAUUAACGGAAAACUCCUCAGUUCUUGGGAACAGGAAGUGUUGCAGAGCUUGCUCAAACAAAGGUUACUGCAAUCAUCACAUGAUUUUCAAGAUGCAAGAAAAUGAACUUUCAGAAAUUAAGUCAUUGCUGUCAAGAACAAAGAAGGAGUUUGAAGGCUUGCAGUCCCAAUUGCAAACAGACAUGAAACAACUGGAGACUCAUGUGCAAGAUAUGUCUGCAGCAGCUCUCAGAUAUCAUAAGGUUGUGAAAGAGAACAUAAACUUGCAUAAUAAGGUUCAGGAUCUGAAAGGACUUGAAAAAACUUUGGCGGUUGCUGAUGUUAGUGCAGAGGAAACAGAGCUUCGGAAAGAGCUUGAGAGCCUCAAAAAGGCAUUGUCUAAGAGGAAUAGGCAGAGCUCAGUAGUUAACAUUCUCAAGGAAAACAGAUCACCUUCAGAUAAGCCUAAAUUAAUAACCAACCAAACCCCAUUGCGUCCUAGAAGGCUGAGUAUUGAAACUUCUAAUACAAUUAGAAGAGAGAAAGCUCUUGCAAAUAGAACCAAAGAAACAAGUCCCUUGUUACCUGGUGCUUCUGCUGAGAUAACUCCUCCGCCUCGAGGGUUGAAGGUUGAGAAUCGCUACACCCCAACAAUAAAGAAAUCACCACGCGCCCGCAGAUUAAGUAUCGGAACUUCCAGUGUCGUUAAAUUGGAGAAAGCAAAGGAAACUGGACCUAAGGGAACAAAUUAUGUGUUGGAGAAAGGUCAAGCAAAUGCUGAGAGAACUCCUCCUCGUCCUCGGAGGCUUAGCGUCGAAAAUUGCAGCACAACAAAAAAAGGGAAGACAGCAUAUUUGGAAGACAAAAAGGUGCUUAAAACUCCUUCCAUGCAAAGUCGAACAAGAAGACUAAGUUUGGAAGGUCCAAGAUAUGUGAACAAAGACUCCGCUAAUUUAGAGAGGACUGGUGCACCUCAGGCAGCUUCCAAGCCAAAAGUGUUCCCUAGUCAUGUUGAUUCUACACUUGAUGUAUCUCGUCAAAUGGCUCCGAGGAGUACUGUAAAUGCUGUUUAUAAUAAUCAAGUAGCAAGAGGUGGAAGUGAAAUUAAAGUUCCUUCACUUCAAUUACCCAAAACACCUGAGCCAACUGUCUUUGCCAAAGGUGACUUGGUGACUCCUUUGGAGUCGCAGACAACUAGCACGACAGCUAUUGCAAAUGGAAAAGCAUCUCAUAUAAGGAAAUCGCUUCGGGCCAUCGGGAGAUUGAUCAAUGGCUCUGAGAAAAGGAACCAACAUAAACAGAAGGAAACACCUCUAAUAAAAGCAGAUGGAAGUCUUAACAUAAAGUCGCCAACUUCGGGCAAUGCAAGGACACUGAGAAGACGGUCACUGAGUGGGACACAGUGCCCAAACAUGUCAAGUACAACCUCAGUUGGAGUCAAUUUAAAUGGCUUUACUGUUAUUCCCACAGGUUCAUCCCGCGCCAUUUCACCCCCUCCAGUCCGCGCUUCUACCAAGUCGCCGAAACGCUGGCUUUAGAUUCUUAGUGGCCUGUACAAUUAUGAAAAGACUGCAGAAAGUGCUUUAGCUCGAAGCAUACUACUGACAUGCUGGUACAUGAGAUGGGGCACAAUUUUGUCAACUGUGGCAUUGCUAUUGCUGGUGUAUUUGCCUUGUAGAACUAUAAUUAGCCAAGGUAGCAAUAGGCAGGACGAAGCUAAUACCUUUUUUUGUAGCCCAGAAAAACAAGGAGAAUAUUUUUCAAGUUUAGCUUUGUUUUUUUAGUUUUCAGAAUUACAGCCAACAUUGUAUUUACAACGCAAAAAAUAAUUAACCAGUA
Messenger RNA from Daucus carota subsp. sativus, 2825 nucleotides. Its product is annotated as kinesin-like protein KIN-14L. Bases 149 to 2524 code for a protein of 791 amino acids. Gene Ontology annotation, molecular function: microtubule binding; microtubule motor activity. Gene Ontology annotation, cellular component: microtubule cytoskeleton. NCBI's taxonomy places the organism in Eukaryota, Viridiplantae, Streptophyta, Magnoliopsida, Apiales, Apiaceae. The transcript is spliced from 15 exons. Gene Ontology annotation, biological process: microtubule-based movement. The record is from RefSeq and is a predicted model, not a curated record.